Molecule: messenger RNA, 1458 nt
Organism: Didymosphaeria variabile
Lineage: Eukaryota; Fungi; Ascomycota; Dothideomycetes; Pleosporales; Didymosphaeriaceae
Gene: HGT20
Product: Bifunctional purine biosynthesis protein PurH
Exons: 3
Coding region: 1-1458 (485 amino acids)
Biological process (GO): monosaccharide transmembrane transport
Cellular component (GO): membrane
Molecular function (GO): hexose transmembrane transporter activity
Source: RefSeq, a predicted model, not a curated record
AUGAGUUCCCGCGCCUGGUCUAGCGACCUCACUCCCUACUUCGUCUACGUCCUCUUCGUCGCCACGCUUGGCCCGCUGCUCUUUGGCUUUCACUUGUCCGAGCUCAACGCACCCGAAGAUGUCAUACGCUGCAAAAAGAACUCCAUCACCGCCGCCGCGGCUGGCCUCCCGCAGUGCAUCAAGAUGACCCCCACGGAAUGGGGCGUCGUAGGCUCAAUGUACACGCUGGGAGGGCUGCUCGGCGCCCUCUCCGCCGGCCCACUGGCAGGAAAAUACGGACGACGACGCGCGAUGCAGCUGACGUCGAUAUUCUUCAUCGUUGGGCCUGUAUUCGAAGCAUUGUCGCCCAAUAUUGGCGUUAUGGCGGUGGGGAGGCUGUUGUCGGGCGUGGGUGCUGGCGCAUCCGUGGUCGUCGUUCCCAUUUACAUCUCGGAGAUCGCACCGCCGGCGCAGAAGGGCUUCUUUGGCGCAUUCACGCAGAUCAUGUGCAAUGUGGGCAUCCUGUUUACCCAGCUGCUCGGCUACUUCCUCAGCCAUGAUUCGUACUGGAGGAUCAUUUUGGCUGCGGGAGGCGUGAUUGGAGUGCUACAGCUUCUGGGGUUAUUCUUGUCUGUGGAGAGUCCCAAAUACCUUGCUGAGCAGGGUCACACAUCGCAAGCGAAGAAGGCGCUGCGCAGCAUUCGUGGUGAAGACAAGGAUAUCAACGACGAGUUCAACAGCUGGAGCGUUGAUGGGACUGCUGAUGUUAAUGACGAAGAGCAAACCCUUUUACACAACGAUGACGAGCCCUCCACGCCGAAGAACCGAUCCAAAGAAGAAGCUCUCAGCAUCGCCCAAGUCCUCCGACACCCGGACUACCAGAAAGCUGCUUUUGCAGUCAUUAUGAUCAUGCUCGCCCAGCAGCUCAGCGGCAUCAACAGCAUUGUCAUGUACGGCGUCUCGCUAUUAUCCGAUCUACUUGCUGCGAACUCAGCCCUCCUCAACCUCGCAGUAUCGGCCGUCAACAUCGUCGUUACCACCGGUUGCGCACCCUUGCCAGACAAAUUGGGUCGCAAAGCAUGUCUGCUGCAAUCGCUUGCCGGCAUGGGCAUAUCCUCCCUCCUUCUCGCCAUAGGCAUCAUGAGAUCCAUACCUGUGCUAUCAGCAGUAGCCGUCCUGCUUUUCGUUUCUAGCUUUGCGCUGGGUCUCGGACCUGUGCCCUUCAUACUCUCCGCUGAACUGGUGGGUCCGGAGGCCGUGGGCGCAACGCAGAGUAUUGCGCUGGCGGCGAACUGGAUCGCGACAUUCCUCGUUGCGCAGUUUUUCCCGUUGGCGAGCGCGAAAUUACAUGGCAAGGUUUACAUCAUCUUUGCGGCGCUUUCGGCGGCCUUCUUCGUGUUCAUCAGCUGGUUCGUUCCCGAGACGAAGGGCAAGAAGAAUGCGGAUGAAGUGUGGGGGAGGGAGCGACGAGUUGACUAG